Plasmodium vivax (malaria parasite P. vivax) is the source of this 3120-nucleotide messenger RNA. RefSeq lists its product as hypothetical. The record is from RefSeq and is a predicted model, not a curated record. The transcript has a single exon. NCBI's taxonomy places the organism in Eukaryota, Apicomplexa, Aconoidasida, Haemosporida, Plasmodiidae. The coding region runs from base 1 to 3120 and encodes 1039 amino acids.
AUGAAACCCGCGCGGAGGCGCCUGGCCAAAAGAAUUAGCAACUUUUACAAAAAUGUGAGCGCAAAUGCGCCCCUUUUCGCCACGAACUUGCUGCUGUACCGCUUCGACCGCGACUUGAUAGCCACCCUGGUGCAGACAUGUAAGAGGCUCCUGAAAAGGCAUGCACAGGGGGAGACCAAACCCCACGAGGAGUACUUGCUAAUCUUUAAUUAUGUAAUUUUUUCCCACUUGCAUUUUGUCCUCUCCGAGUUGGGCCAAAAUAAUACUCCCCACUUUGACAUCGUCUAUGAUUUGUGUGAGUCCAAAUGUGGGAACACUCCCCUUUUAAACGCAAAGAGGUUAACAAAAAGGCGGAAAUGCAGCGCGUCCAAGUUGAGGAGGCUACUCAUAGGGGGUGGUACACAUGGCGGGUUGGAUCACUCCCAGGGGGGAACUCCUCAUUUGUGUAGCCAGGGAGAACAAAAUGAAACUUCUUACGAAAGUUACCAACCAGGGGGGAGGAGGCAUAAACAAACAACUAGGCAAGAAUCGCAUGCGGAAAAACAUCCACAUGAGUGGAAUAAGCACAUCUGUCAUGAAGGCUAUCGGAAGAGGGCCCACCAUUGGGGAAGCAAGCCGUUGGGGUAUGCUAGCAAAACAUAUGGAAGGGUGCACAUUAGCUACAAAGGUGAACGUAGCUGCACCGUAAAGUACAUUACGAACACGUGUCUGCACAAUUGGUCUGUGAGACGGUUCCCAUUCUGCUCAUCCAUGGAGUGCUCCGAGGCGGGCGAAAGUCAGUUCGUUGAGCAACUCAAACGAUUAUACGCACAUGUGCACUACUGGAUGUGUCUCAUGCAGCUGAACAUGAGGUGCAGGCGUAGCUGCAGAGUAGGCGAGUUGAAAAGUGAAGAGAAAGACAUCUAUGAUGGUAUAUACAAAAAUAUUUACAACUUAUUCAAACGUAUGAAUAGGAAUCAUUUUGAGAGCAUCCAAAUGAUAAAGAGGAAGAAGCAACAGCUUUCCAUAACUCACAACUGCGAAAUGGAGGACCUUAUAAGUGCCACUAAGGGGACCGCAGGGGGUAACUCCAAGGGCACACAACAAAUUAAUGAGCUUGUCUUUAAGCAUAUAGCUGAGAAGGAGGCUCUGUGUAGACACGCGGAACACGAGGUGAAGGUCAUGCAGCUUGUUAACUUGAAAGAGUACAAGGAGCAUAUCUUCUACAUCUUUAACAUCCUACAGAGGGAGAGGAACGUCCUCUCUUUGCCUCCUCUACCGGAGGACGAAUUGGAGGGGGUAGAUGCAGGCGUGGCUGAGGGAUCAUUACGGGUUCAGCCCAAUGGGUUCUGCCCCUGCGCACAUAAGGGAGGGCACCCCUAUUUUGCGCUCACAGCAAAACUAGAAAAACUCGCAAAACAUUUCCACCUCUUUUACCUGCACAAGCUGAUCAAAAGUAAUUUGCGCGUAGUCAGGUACCUUCACCUCCACGUCAGGCACUCCGUGUGCGACACGCUUAGCCUGUCCGUAGUCUUCAGCCUCGGCGAAGUGGAAGACCUCUUUCAACGCCACAGGAAGAGCAAUGGGGAGUUCAAGGGGCGGCUCUACGGUUUGUUAGGUCGGAUGCACCGCGAGCAUUGCGUGGGGAGCGGCGGGGCAGACCAGUGCGCCGACCACUACGCAGGUCACUACGCCGAUCGAUGCCCCCACCGGGGAACGAAUGGCACUCCCGCGUGGACGCACACCGAGUCCAAAUAUUUCGACGCUACGGGGCGGUUUAGAAGCAAAUUGGGAGCACCGGCGGAAGAGAAAGCCCCCUUCAACAAAAGCUACGACAGUACGCACAAGUACUCCCGAGAUGACUCCAUCUGGUUUGUUCCGCAAGACAAUGCUUGUGCUGAGGAGGAGUCUGCUCAUACCCAUCUGAGCAAAGUAACCCUAAGGGAGAAGGAGCUAAACGGACUGGUCCUCUACGUGGGUGAAGAUGCCAACAGCUUCUGCAAAGAAAAUGUCUACCAAAGUAUCUUCAGCAUCAGCAUGAACAAGACAGAUUUUGUUUUUCCCACUUUGAAGGAGCAGCUGGGGAUGUUCCGCCAGUUUGUGAGCGGCAAUGGAGAAGUGCAAGGGGGGGGAGAAGCCGCACGGAAGUCCUCCCCUGAGAUGCCAACCCAGUUGCGAUGCGGAAACAUCAUCAUAACGAGGCACACCAAUUUGAAAAUCGGAAUGGAGAGGGGUGCCACCCCCAAGGGGGGGGAAAAGAGCGCUAAAAAAGGGGGGCACAAUGGAGAGGAACAAAAUGGAGGGCAUCAAAACGGAGGGGGAAAAACAAACAAAGCAUCACCUUACGACAUGACGGCGAUCAAAAAUCACGCCAAUGACUUCUUCAGUUUGGAAAGAAUUAACACGAGUAACCUCCCCUCGUCCAUCCUGCCAAUAUACGAGCAGCUGAAAAGAAAUAGCCACUACUUCAUGCACAAGGAGGGGGGGGAAACGUCGGUUCGCGCGGAUGCGAAGGAAAGCGCAGCGUGUAAGCUGUGCAAGCUGGGCGAACUGGGCAAACCGGGUAAACCGCAUGCCAACAUUUUAAAAAAAAAGAAAAUUCACGUGGAUGUAAUUUUCCACAUCAUUAUUCCCCAAAAUGCGAACAGCAAAAGCUUCCAAAUCAUUUUACUCUCCCUGUUGAAGGUUCUGGACUUGUGUAGGAGCUACCACGUCUCCUCGCUGACGUGCCCCCUGCCCUACGUGCACGACGUGGUACAUAAGAACAAGCGCCCCGUCGUUUAUGCCUUCAUGUACUCCCUCGUGUUCAGCCUCCUGAAUUAUGUCAAGUGCACGCAGUCGCCCGCCCAGCAGGUGCGCGUGCUGCACUUCGUCUUCCCCAAUUUGGCGUUUCGCGAGGGGGGCGCGGCAGGGAGAGCGACAGGAGGAGCGGCAGACAUAGUAGCACGCGGCGUGGCGGUGGACAGCUCCGUGGAGAAGAAGACGGCGAAGAAGACCUCCCCCCUGAAUGAGGAGUCCCCCCUGCAUCCAAGUGCCAACUCGGACGGACUUCCCAAAGAGCGCAUGUCAAGCAUGGCCUCCUUCAUUUACCGUGUUGCCAACGACAUGCGGGGGAAGUACACCCUCGUUGAGAGCAUCUAA